GAAGCAGCAACAGAACACCGCUUUCUCCCUCCAUAUCUAUCUCUUCUUCCGUUUUCUCAGCGAGAAGAAAGAAGAAGACGACGAAGAAGAAAGGCGAUGAACGGAGGCGCGCCGACGAGUCCUCGGACUGUAGAUCAGGUGUUUAGGGAUUUCAUGGGCCGCCGCGGUGGAAUGAUCAAGGCUCUGACUACCGAUGUGGAUGAGUUUUAUCAGCAAUGUGAUCCUGAUAAGGAGAACCUCUGUCUCUAUGGGUUUCCAACUGAGCAGUGGGAAGUAAAUUUACCUGCCGAGGAGGUUCCUCCCGAAGUUCCAGAGCCGACAUUAGGUAUCAACUUUGCCAGAGAUGGGAUGCAUGAAAAGGACUGGUUAUCUCUUGUUGCUGUUCAUAGUGAUGCAUGGCUACUUUCAGUUGCCUUCUAUUUUGGUGCCAGAUUUGGUUUUGACAAAGCUGAUAGGAAACGCCUCUUCAAUAUGAUAAAUGAUCUCCCUACGAUCCUUGAAGUUGUCAGUGGAGCUGCUAGGAAACAAUCAAAGGAAAGAUCAUCUGUUACCCAUCAGAACAGCAGCAACAAAACCAAGUCAAACUCUAAAAUGACAAAGCACUCUAAAGUCCAACGUGUGGACGAUGAUGAGGAAGUUGAUGAAGAUGAGGACGAGGACGAACACAGUGAUACCCUGUGUGGGGCAUGCGGCGAGAACUAUGCUUCAGAUGAAUUCUGGAUUUGCUGCGACAUAUGCGAGAGGUGGUUCCAUGGGAAGUGUGUGAAGAUCACCCCUGCUAGGGCUGAACACAUAAAGCAAUACAAGUGCCCGUCUUGCAGCAAUAAGAGGCCAAGGCCUUGAUGAUCCUCUCUCUAUCUUGUGGGUUCUUCUGAUCUUCACUUGCAGGUUUUAGUUGUCUCCUUCGGCUUCUCACCUUAAAACUUCUUCUGCUUUCGAUUCGUAACAGAUAGGCAAUGUAUUUCAAACUUCAGUCCCCACUCCCCACUCUUGUUUAUCAGGAUGAUGAUUUACUGCUGGCUAAUAGUAUGAAUAUAUUCUCAUUUGGGUA
This is a messenger RNA of Cuscuta campestris, 1051 nucleotides long. NCBI's taxonomy places the organism in Eukaryota, Viridiplantae, Streptophyta, Magnoliopsida, Solanales, Convolvulaceae. The record is from the annotation of a GenBank genome assembly.